Octopus bimaculoides (California two-spot octopus) is the source of this 573-nucleotide messenger RNA. RefSeq lists its product as uncharacterized. Gene Ontology annotation, molecular function: RNA polymerase II cis-regulatory region sequence-specific DNA binding; DNA-binding transcription activator activity, RNA polymerase II-specific. The record is from RefSeq and is a predicted model, not a curated record. Gene Ontology annotation, biological process: regulation of transcription by RNA polymerase II. Lineage: Eukaryota; Metazoa; Mollusca; Cephalopoda; Octopoda; Octopodidae. Gene Ontology annotation, cellular component: nucleus.
AUUCAUACAGGGGAAAAACCAUAUCGCUGUGAUGUCUGUGGAAAAUCGUUUUCUGCCCAAACUUACUUAACUACCCACAUACGUAUUCAUACGGGAGAAAAACCAUUUCAUUGUGAUGCCUGUGGUAAAUCAUUCGCUGCAAGAAGUAUACUAAUUAGUCACAAACGAAUUCAUACAGGAGAUAAACCAUAUCAGUGUGAUAUCUGUGAUAAAUCAUUCUCUGUAGGCAGCACCUUAACUAAACACAAACGCAUUCAUACAGGAGAGAAGCCAUAUCAGUGUGAUAUCUGUGGGAAAUCAUUCUUUCAAAGAGCUCACUUAACUUCUCACGAACGUAUUCAUACGGGAGAGAAGCCUUAUCACUGUGGAAUCUGUGAUAAAGCUUUUUCUGAAAGUUGUCACUUAACCAAUCACAAACGUGUCCACACUGGUGAGAGACCAUAUCGUUGUCGGGUCUGUGGGAAAUCGUUUUCUCAAACAAGUUACUUAAAUGUACACAUCAAACGUAUUCAUUCAGGAGAGACGAGCAUUCGUACACAAGAGAAACCACAUCACUGUGAUUUCUGUGGUAAG